Molecule: messenger RNA, 3741 nt
Organism: Apiotrichum porosum
Lineage: Eukaryota; Fungi; Basidiomycota; Tremellomycetes; Trichosporonales; Trichosporonaceae
Exons: 13
Coding region: 1-3741 (1246 amino acids)
Source: RefSeq, a predicted model, not a curated record
AUGGCAGAGCGCCGCAACGAGCCGCUGGAAGGCAACACCCCGAGCAAGAAGAAGGUCGUCCACUGCGCGCCAAGCGACGACAAGGACAACGACGAGGACAGGAGCGGCAAGCAGGUCACGCUGUAUAUUCGCCAGGUCAAGCUCUCUCCUCCACAGCUGUACGCAGAGCUGCUGACGAUGCGCAAGCGCCAUCCCGCGUUGUAUGCUGCGAUUGAGGCUAUCCAGAUUGUCUACUACGACCUGAUACUUACUGUAGGCACGGCCCCAAAGGUCGAAGUCAUGCUCGAGGCCGCUCAAGUUCACGUUGAGGCCAAGACCGAGGUUGUCUGGAUCAGAUAUGCUGGCGUCACCACCGACGAGAUUGAGAAGCGCAUCUCCUCGACCGUGUCCGAGGUGCGGACCUUCUAUGCCAACUUCAUGGGCUUGGAGGAGAUGCAGGGCAAAACGAUCGAGGUCUACAAGCUGGACAUUGGCGACCUUCGCGUGGCAAGCUCCUUCGAGUACCGCGCUCGCUACGAUCUCCAAGGCGCCGAGCGAAUCCUCAUCUCCACCCUCGCCCCCCUCAGCCUCAACUCGGCUCGGGGCGGCUUCCACCACUGGCCCGCAAGCGCCAUCCUCCCGGAGGCCACCCCGCUCCGUCACAGCGACGUUGUUUCCCAAACUGGCGAGAUCAACAAGCGCAUCGACGAAGUGUGGGACGAAGCGGCCCACGAGUGGGCCAAGUACAACGAGGCCAACAAUGCUCCAGUGGUCCACGACAACGCCCUCGAGACAGCUCGCCAAACGUCUGACAUCCGCCAGACGUACGCAAAUGGACUCGUGCCCUGUGUCCGCAUCCAGAAGGAUGUUACCCGGGAGGAGCACCAGCGCGAGGGAGGAGCAGACGUUGCCCUCGACUUCCACUCACCGUUGGCCGGCCCUGGUCCUGCACUGGCGGUCUGCCUCAAGCUGCUUGCUCACGGUGCCCCUCCUGCGGACACACUGUCCACCGAGGCCAUUCUCGAGAUCUUGGGACCCAUGAUUGAUUUCUGGACAAUCUGCCUCAUCCACCGCGAUAUUCUGCUGGCCUUCGUCUUCUUCGUCUGGUACCUCCGCACUGUCUCGCCCAUGGUGUUGGAUGUCGCCUCCGCCAAAGUCUCGUACCUGGUCGCGAUCGACAAGAUGCACACCGUCGGCCGUGACGCAGAGGGUAAGCUGACAUGUGGCAUCCUCGAUGGUGACAAGUGGAACGACCUGAUCCCCACUGGGUGGAUUUGCUGGAUCGGCCAGAUCAUCGUGGUGCGCCUCUCCGAGUGGGAAUCUGCGCUGGCCGUCCUGUCGUCUCACAUGGGCAGAGCGCGGUACAACCCCAUGCUCGAGACUACCACCAUCAAGCUGCAAGGUGUCGCCGAAGCUCUGGUUCAGGUCUGCUCAAACGUCUGCCUUGACUUCGGUGCUGCCCACGGCCGUCGGCCAAACCAUGAGGACCUCAAGGACAUUCGCCUCCAGAUUCUCGAGGACAACGCGCAGCUCAUCAAGCUUCGCGAUGAGUACCAGAAGGUCUUCCAGGAUCGCAACAAGGCACUCUGCAACCGAAUCGCAGUCGGCACUGCGCGUCGUCAGGAUAUUGAUGCUGGCGUAGAGCUGGAUGAGCUCUAUCUCGAGUUGGGCGAGACAGGUCACGCGAAAACCGCCAAGCUCAGCACGGCGUACUCGACCACCAUCAACCCCACCCCCGAUGGUGAUCGCUGGUCAGAAGAGCGCGAGGCCCAGUUCAAGGUCGCCCCGUCCGAAGACCAGGAGCGCAUUGCCUGUGGUGUGCCACGUCACAUGAUGAGGCACCCAUGCAGACCAGCACACGUUGGCGACGACGACGAGGCAUGGAGGGUCUUCUUCCACUCCCUGAGGAAAGGUGUGGACAUUGCGCGCGCUGCCGCUCAGCCUCGCGGCGACUCGCACUGGACAAACCAGCUCUCCGAAGAGGCCCGCAAAGCGCUGGCCGAGCGCCGAAAGUCCCGCCGCCCCGGCACACCCCACUUUCCGUCCUCGACCAACCCGCUGGACGCUCUGCAAGUUCAGGCAACCGAGAGUACCUUUGUCGACAACGAUAUCGACAGAUUUGUCCUGUUGAAGCCUUUGGCUCCCGAGCUUUUCGGCGACGGCGACGACUGGGACGUGGAGGUUGUCAUGACCGCUACCUUGUGGCCGCACCUGCGUGCCGGUGGUGACCUCGAGUCUCUCGGCUUUGCCCAGCUCACUCCCGACACGGAUCUCGACUUCGCUAUUGUCGUCGGGCCGAACAGCUCAGACAGCUGGCUCGCCCGUAAUGCCAUUGCCGCCCUCGCUUACCACACCCCCGGCAAGCUGGACACGUACGACCAGACGACAUGGCACGACACAUCCCUCACCCCUUCCUUCGCCGCCAGUGCCAGCAACCCGAGCACCACCAGUACGACCACAACAACGACUGCAACGACGACGAAUACGACUACUCUGGAAGUCUGGAAGCUCGGCCUCGGGGUCCCGCUCGGCCUGUUCAGCUACAAGGAACCAGGCAAUUCCAUUACUCUCUAUGCUCGCGAGAUUCAGUUCACUCCCCAACAGCUCAAAGCCGUGGUGCUCAGGUUUCGCAUGUUCCAUGCCGGUCACGUUCCUCAGCUUGAGGUUCUGCUGCAUGCCAUCGGGCUGCACAUUACGGCGGGUACUCAGCACCUCUGGAUUCGCUACGUCGGCCAGACCUCCGGCAAGCUCGAGGUGCGAAUGGCCCAGGCAGCCACGGAGGAACAGACCUGCUUCGGCCACUUUAUCAGCUUGCUGGCCCCUGGCCACAAGCUGAAAGUCUACACGCUCGACCUUGGAUAUGUUCCUCCUCCGACAGGCCAGAUCGACUACCGUACCCGGUAUGAUCUUCAGGGCGCUGAGCACUCGCCUGUGGCCGACCUGAACGGCCGUAUUGAGGACCACUGGGACAAAAAGUCGACACCACUUUGGGCGGCAUUCAAUCAGAAGAAUGACGCUAAGGUGAUCGACGAGAAUGCGCUGGCUACGGUCAAAGCCAACUCUAUGGUCAGGCAGACCUAUGCUGGUGGAUACGUGUCCAGUGUCCGAAUCCAGAAGGGUCCGACUGCUGAGGAGCACAACCGCGUCGCUGGGGCUGAAGUAGCCCUUGAUUUCCACUCGACGACGGCGGGCCCAGAACCUGUGGCGGCAGUGAGGCUGAAGCUCCACGCCAAUGCAGCACCACCCGCCAGCGAGCUCUCUCAGUCGGAGAUCAGGGACACCUUGGGCCCCAUUAUCAACUUCUGGACGUCGUGCUUGACACACGUCGAGGUUUGGGCUGCAUUUGUCAUGUUGGCUACCUACCUCCAGAUUGUCAAGCCGAUGGUCAUUGACGUGGCCUCGGCACAGAAGUGGGAAGCGCUCACCCCACCUGGCUGGAUCUCUUGGAUCGGCCAGGUGGUGAUCGUUAGGUUGACGCCGACUGAGUGGUCGCUGGCAGUAAUGUCGUCACACAUGGGCCGGGUCAAGUACGACCCCCUGCUCGAGACGCUCAUUAUCACUCUGCAAGGUAUCGCUGACGCGAUUACUCAGCGGAGAGAAAAUGCCUGCCUAGGUUUUGCGGCUGCUAACGGCAAGCGGCCCGAGAAGGCUGAUCUCAGGACAAUUCUCGGCAAGCUUGUCGAGGAUAAUGCUGAGCUCUUCGCCCGUCGUGACGCGUGUCAAAAGAAGCUCGCGGACCGUUUCGCUGGACGCCGCCGCUGA